Striga hermonthica is the source of this 564-nucleotide messenger RNA. The record is from the annotation of a GenBank genome assembly. Lineage: Eukaryota; Viridiplantae; Streptophyta; Magnoliopsida; Lamiales; Orobanchaceae.
AUGACGGCUCUAAUGAAGGAACCCCAAUUGAUGCACAGAGUGCAAACAGAGAUUCGAACCUCGAUCGACAAAAAAACAAUGGUGGAUGAAGAUGAUCUGCAUAAACUUCCUUACCUAAAAGCAGUCAUAAAUGAGUCUUUCAGAUUGUAUCCUCCAGCCCCACUACUCCUCCCUAGAGAAACAAUAGAAAAAUGCACUCUAGACGGCUACGAUAUUCAACCUAAAUCCAUCGUUUAUGUUAAUGCAUGGGCAGUUGCUAGAGAUCCCGAGCGUUGGGAUAAUCCAGAUGAGUUCUUGCCCGAGAGAUUCCUAAACAACAACAUCGACAUAAAAGGACAGGAUUUUGGGGUGGUCCCGUUUGGAUCUGGCCGAAGGAGUUGCCCCGGGAUGUUUUUGGGACUUGCAACCGUGGAGCUCACGAUUGCGAAUAUGCUCUAUUCAUUUGACUGGGAAUUGCCUCAAGGGAUUCAACCGAAAGAUGUUGAUACCGAGCCUUUGUUGGGUCUCGCCACGCAUAAGAAAAAUCCACUUCUACUUGUGCCUAAGAGAUACGUUGUUAAUUAG